Acaulospora morrowiae is the source of this 1680-nucleotide messenger RNA. NCBI's taxonomy places the organism in Eukaryota, Fungi, Glomeromycota, Glomeromycetes, Diversisporales, Acaulosporaceae. The record is from the annotation of a GenBank genome assembly.
AUGGCGACUAAGGGACCGCCGAAAUUAAAGGCGAAAAAGAAGGCACAAACUGAAGUUUCUUCUGAAAAUCAUGAAGAAGAGAGUUUAGGGACUGUUAUUGCUCAAUUGACUACAAUUAAUGGAGAGAGCACCGGUCCUCCGUUAAGUUUGCCAGUCAAUGUCACUCCCGAACAACUAGGAUUAUUGAUCAAUCAAUUACUGAACAAUGAUGAACAUCUCCCGUAUGCUUUUUCAGUUGAUCAAAGGGAAAUCACAACUUCCCUCUAUAAAGACAUCAUACAAGGCCUUCAGAAAUCAACUGAAGAUGUAUUAAAAAUAGUGUACCAACCACAGGCAAUAUUUAAAGUUAGAGCUGUGACGAGAUGUAGUUCCACUUUAAGCGGGCAUAGCGAUGCGAUCUUGUCGGUUAGCUUUAGUCCCGAUGGUAAUCAACUUGCGACUGGAUCAGGCAUGCGCUUUUAUCAUUUGUCAUCUUCAUUACGCUCCACAAUCAUUAAUUCUUUUUCCAUAUUGGAUUUCAACCAUUCAGGAGAUGCUACUGUCCGAAUAUGGGAUCUCAACACGGAUACACUUCAUUACACUUGUUCAGGUCAUGCAAAUUGGGUAUUGUACAUCUCUUGGUCACCAGAUGGGAAAUUAUUGACAUCUGGUAGCAUGGACAAAACGAUUCGGCUAUGGGAUCCAGAGACGGGGAAAUCAAUAGGUGACCCAUUGAAAGGGCACUCGCAGUGGAUAACCUGUUUGACAUGGGAACCACUUCAUCUAAAUUCAAAGUGCAAUCGAAUGGCUUCUUCAUCUAAAGAUGGCACAGUUCGAAUAUGGGAUACGACAUUACGUCGCGUUGUUAUGACAAUGACGCAUCAUACUGCGGCCGUGACGUGCAUAAAAUGGGGAGGAAAUGGGUUACUUUAUUCCUCGAGUCGCGAUAAAACAAUAAAAGUUUGGGAUGCAUCUCAGGGUAAGUUAAUCAGGACACUGGAGGGGCAUGGCCAUUGGGUUAAUACAAUGGCGUUAAGUACAGAUUUUGUUUUAAGAACUGGAGCCAUCGAUCACACGGGCAAAAAACCCAAAGAUGAAACGGAAGCCAAAGAAUGGGCUUUAGCAAGAUACAAAGCUGCCACCAGGGAUAGGCCCGAAAGGCUUGUUUCCGGUUCUGACGAUUUCACAAUGUUUAUUUGGGAACCAUCAGAAAAUAAGAAACCACUAGCCCGACUUACCGGUCACCAAAAGUUAGUGAACCACGUAAGAUUUUCACCAGACGGGAGUUUAUUCGCCAGUGCUAGUUUUGAUAACUCUGUGAAACUAUGGGAUGGUUUUACUGGCAAAUUUAUCGCAUCUUUGCGAGGUCAUGUUGGUCCAGUAUACCAAGUAUGUUGGUCCUCCGAUAGCCGCAUGCUGAUAAGUGCGAGCAAAGACAGCACCUUAAAAAUUUGGGAUCUUAAAACAAAAAAAAUAAAAAUGGACCUGCCUGGACAUUUAGAUGAGGUAUUUAGUGUGGAUUGGAGUCCGAGCGGUGAAAAGGUUGCCAGUGGCGGUAAAGAUCAUCAACUGAAGAUGCAAGUAUUAUUUAAAUAUUGGCUUUUGUUCAACUCUGCAUAUUUUAACCCUUUGUUCUUUCAUUAUGUGAAAUUAGAUGGCGGAAUUGAGGCAUUCAUAAAGACAUGUAAAUUAAAGGAGUAA